Molecule: messenger RNA, 924 nt
Organism: Micromonas commoda
Lineage: Eukaryota; Viridiplantae; Chlorophyta; Mamiellophyceae; Mamiellales; Mamiellaceae
Exons: 1
Coding region: 1-924 (307 amino acids)
Biological process (GO): cellular response to misfolded protein
Cellular component (GO): endoplasmic reticulum membrane
Molecular function (GO): Hsp70 protein binding
Source: RefSeq, a predicted model, not a curated record
AUGUACGGCGGAUACGGCGGUGGCAGAGGGGGCGGCAGGGGCGGACGUUCCAAGAAUGUAUGGGUCAGGCCAGGCUCCACCCCCGCCACGGCACCCUCCACGCAGGAUUCUAAGAAGCCAACGACGGGAAAGGCCGGGAGCGAAGGCGCGAACGACGCGAGGCCCGACCCUGCGGCGAUCAAACCGCCCCCAUCUUCGACUAAGGGGGCGACCCUGAGCGCCAGCGCGCGGUCGUACACCCCCGCAUCGAACGGCGACAAGGGCGGCGCGGGGAGCAAUCACGUGGGCCAGUCGUUCCUGCCCGUCGGCGUGAAGCGCAAGGCUGGAGAAAGCGAAGACGGCGCGGCUGGACCCAAACGUCAGCACAUAUACGUGGACCCGGCGCUACAGGAAAAGCAGCGGAAGGCGACGGAGGCCAAGGCCGAGCUUGAAGCCAAGAUCGCCGCGGCUAAGGAGGAGGCUGAGAGGAUGAAGCGAAGCAUCCAGGAAGCCGCGGCCAAGGCCAAGGCCAAGAAGGAGGAGGCGCAGCGCGAGGAGUGGAAGCGGAAAGAGCUGGAGCGAAAGGAGAUGGAGAUGGAGAAGCAGAAAAAGCAAAAGGCGGCGAGCAACCUGCUCAGCGGAUUCGCGGCGGCGAGGAAGAAGCACGGCGUGGGCACCGCCGACGGACCGAAGCCCGCGGCGGAGCCCGAGGUUGAGCUCACGCAGGAGGAGAAGGACAGGCAGGAGGUGCGGCGCGUGAUGAUGGCCACGUCGGACUGGCAAGUCCUCAACCUGGUGCCGAACGCCCAGCCCAAGUGGGUGAAGCAGGCGUACCGAGAGCUCGCGAAGGUGCUGCACCCGGACAAGUGCAAGGCUCCGGGAGCCAAGGAUGCGUUCCAGAAGCUGUCCAAGGCGUACCAGAACAUCAACGCGAUGCAGGCGUGA